Menidia menidia (Atlantic silverside) is the source of this 3108-nucleotide messenger RNA. The record is from the annotation of a GenBank genome assembly. NCBI's taxonomy places the organism in Eukaryota, Metazoa, Chordata, Actinopteri, Atheriniformes, Atherinopsidae.
GAGGGAGGGAUAUUUAGAGAUGAAGAAAUGUUGGCAGUGUACUGGUGAAAACCAGAUGCUGCUGAGGAGAAGAACAUGCUGUGUUAGACCCAACAACCCUCCGUGUUCUCACUCGCUGUGCCCUCAUCUGUGCCUAGAUUCUGAGUUUUUCCACUUUAAUCUUCAACAUCUGUGAAGGUUGGGAAUACAGGCCACAGUUUUUCUUCUUCUUCCUCUUCGUUUUUUCCAGUCAGCAGCGGGCAGAAUGCAUCGAUAUCUGGGCGUAUGGGUGUUUCUGGGUUUGCUGUCCCCACUGGUUCUGGCUGUCGGAGCAGUGGAGUGCACGGAGAAAGAAAAACUACUGGAUUUAAAACCAAAACCAACCUCUAUGCAACGGCCAACAGACUGUUUAUUGGAGUGCACUUCGAUGACGUACACGAAAAAAUUGCAGCUUCAAGACAAACAUAACAUACGGAUUAAAGACUCCACGGAAGGAGUCAUUGGGGAAUACUGCUGGUCCACGGAGCUCAAGUGCACCGUUGGAGAGAGCUUUUCGAGUGCCUUUGUGGUGCUGCCCGUGGAUGUAGCCGCAGUGGGACCCGAGCAGCUGGCGGUCAGCGCCACUUCCCCCACCGCCUCCGUCCUGCAGGCGCACGGCCGCCCCACCACCAUCGCAGAGAGCUGCGGCCUGAUUUACGAGGUCACGCCACACUUCAGCGCGCCCGGCACCGACACGUCGUUCUGCGUCCAAGUAGGGACGCAAGAGGACGAGUGGGGGGACAGGGUUCUGAAAUGCCCCCCUUACCUGGUCACCUUCUGGCAGAGGAAUCCGAACCAGUCCAACCAGCACGUCGGCGGAUAAAACGUUUGUAUAGAGGUGCUGAGGCAGUAGCACUAAUGCAACUGUAAGGGGUCUUGCAUUUCAAUUAUGUAAAUGCCAUGCAAAUUACACAUCGAGGAAAAAAUUAUUUUAGCAUGCACACAGUUUUGAUGUAAACUGCUCGUUCGGUUUGUUGUCCGGUGGACUAAAGGUCGGUUCUGACAUCCUGAAACAAUCAGAGGGACAAAUCAAUGGACAAACUGACAAUAGGCAUGACUGAUUCUCUUCUGAUUCAUAUGUUGCAACUUUACACGUCCAAUAGCCUCAUAAAGUAUCUACUUUAGAUUAAAAAGUGGCCCGGUUCAUAAAACGCAGCAUUUUACUAGACUUUCCAAAAUGUAUUUAUGUGGUAUUUGAGGAUAUGUACAACAGACUGUCAAACAUUAGUCAAAGAUUCCUAAAUUUUGAAGUCCUCUAUAAUAGUUUUACUUGCUUUAAUGCUUUCAAAAUAUUCUAAAUCUCUGCAACCAUCUGAACGGAUUAGUUUAAGCUGUGUUCUUUUAAAAGCUCAAAAUCUACUCGCUUGAUCAGCUCAUUGGUUUAAAUCAGCGGAGUGCUUUCCACCCUUUGGGAAUAAUCGAAUAGCUCUUGGCCUGGAUGGGGAGGGGUUGCAGUGUUAAGGAAAGUCAGCCAGAGGAAUUUGUGGGGAAAAUGUUUCCACGAUAAAUCUAUUUUGUGCUUUCCAAUAACUUUUACAACCUUUUCUCACAGAAGCAUCUUAAUUUAAUCUUUAAAAAAUUAUAAUAUGCAUAACAAUAUUAAAUUCAUGAUAUAAUGAAAAUAUAAUACAUGCUAUGACACAAUAUAAAAUAGAAAACAGUACGUCAUCAACAGGGUUGCACAUUUAAAAAAGGAAAGCAGAAAAAAACUGAAUAUCAUGCUGUAAUAGACGGAUCCCACCAUCCUCCUCUCCUGGUUAAUAAAUCACAGUUAGUUUAAGCUGAGCGUAGCUUUGACUGUUGCAGCUGUUAAGAUUUGUAAAAGGGAAUCAUCUCCUUUCCUUUCAUAAAGGAUGUUUCUUUCUGAUAAAGAGACGAUAAACAAAGCAUUGAGGCUCCUUUCCGUAACGGUUAAAGAGCUCAGAUAGGUUUGAGUCAUUGCCGUUAUCUAAAAAACUAAUAAUAUCAGACCAUAGCAUACCAGUUCGAAUAAAAUAAAAAUGGACAGAAUAGAUUUUUUUAAAUUGUCAUUGCACAACAGGGUAUAGCAAAAGUGUGGGUGCUCCACAUGAGCUUGUGCACUGAGUAGAAAAAAUAAAGACUAAAAUUAUUUUAAAAUGUGCAAAUCUGCAUACAAGUAUACACGUGAAUAUAAACAUAUAUGCAUAGAUAUGAAUGUUUAUAUAUACACACUGAAGACACCUGGUCUGUCUAAGAUGUGUAUAACAGAGCAUCAAUUUGGUAAAUUGUCAGGUUGAAUGAUAUUGGUAUUUAUUGAGAAAGGAUCAUAGAAAAAUAAUGUAAUGUAAAGACACUGAUAAAUCUCAGUUUAUUCUCUCCUGCUCUUGUCCGUGCACAUAGACAUUUGAGUGUAACAUCUUAUUUUUAUUUGCCAUUUCUAUAGAAUUCUGUAUAAUCACCUCUAUAUUCGCUGUUUAAGAUUAAUAUCUACAUUUCUUUCUUUCUAUCUUUUUCUUUCUUUCUUUAUGGGUUCUCAGACUGAAUGUGAGGAAUUUUACUGAAUGGAUUAUGUUCUCGUGGUAUAGCUCUCUGGUUUAUGUGGACACCGUAGAACUAGAAUAAAUGAUAAUCUGUCCUCAGAUCCACUUUAUGUGAUGUUUUUCUUAUUUUAGUGCGCCAUCGCUUCACAUGCAAAUGAAUAAAGCUUUACCUUGCAACAAGAAAACAACAACAAGGCAUCUCUUCUGUUCUGCUGGGAUAAAUCCAAGGCCUAAAAAUGUCUCAGUUUAAUUAGAAUGUACUAAUGUGUCAUGAUGUUGAUUGUUCGUUGGAAUAUGAUAAACUGAAUGAUUACAUUUUUCCUCACAGGUGUAUUGACACAUUAAAGCUAUUUCACAUUAGCAAUUUCCCUGCCCUCUCCUGUAAUUCACUCUGAAACUGCAUUUGAGCUCAUGAGGCAAUAGAUUGCCACCUACUGGCUGUCAAAAAACUAUAAAAGUUACCCAAAUGGCUCCACUAGCUAACCACCUGAUGGCAGGCUUGCAGCUGUGCUGUUUGAGUGUUUCAAUGCAUAAAAUGUACUCCGCUCCUCUGAAAACCUGUGUGAGAUUAAAACUUGUAUGAAAAACA